GGUGAGCCGGGAAACCCUGGUGAAAAGGGCGCCCAGGGAGAUAGAGGCCCUCCUGGGAUAUAUGGAGGGUAUUCGGGCAAGAGCAGUAGUAUGACCAUGCCAGGACCUCCAGGUUCUCCCGGAGAAAGAGGAUCCCCCGGACCCCCUGGACCCGCAGGUCUUCCAGGAAUGCCAGGAGCACCGGGAACACCAGGAACAGCGGCUGAAACUGUUAACUUUGAUGAGAUCAAGAGGUUAAUCAGACAGGAAGUCACAAAAAUCUUUGACGAAAGAAUGGCGUACUACCUAGCCCGAAUACGUACUCCAGAUUCAACCAGCCCAGGAAGGCCAGGACCCCCUGGUAAAAUUGGACCUCCUGGUCACCCGGGGCAGCCAGGCCAAUCUGGAUUACCUGGACAACCUGGAAGAGAUGGACGGCCUGGGUUACCUGGGCCAAAAGGUCCGAGCGGCCCAAAGGGAGAGCAAGGUGAAAAUGGAGUUGGCCAUCCGGGUGAGCCAGGUGCACCGGGCCCUCCAGGUCCAGCAGGACCCCCAGGAUACAGCAAAAUUGGCCCACCAGGUCCAGCUGGCCAGCAGGGAGUGCCAGGCAUGCCAGGCCCACCAGGACUUCAAGGAGCAUCGGGGAAAAAUGGGCGCUGCACACCCUCUAACUGUAUCAUGAGGGUACCUGAGCCUUACAACGUCAAGAAUUCAAAAGGACCAUCUCAUUGGAUGAAUUAAUAAAGACUUUUCAUCAUUUGCGUUUUUGGGAGGGGUGUGGUUAAAAUGUCAGAUUUCUCUUUCCUCAUUUUAUUUUUCAAUGAAUCACGAGAACAGCUGUUGGAGGGAAGGCUAAGUAAUAAUUUCAGUACCCAGUGUAUUGGUAUUUGUACAGCUUUCUUCAGCCUGUUUUCCUCCCUGCAAUUAGACCCUGGUAACCUUUUCAAAAACCACCAGGGCUGCAUGCUUGGAAGCCAGUGUGUGUCCCUGGGUGUUAUGAGACACAGGUCACUUGUUGGGGACAUUUCAAAACAGUUUCAUUACAUGACCUCCCACAGCCCCUCCCACCCACAUCAUUGUCCAUUUAAUUCAUUAAUCCUCACAAUGCCCAUCUCCUCAUGGCCGAUGAGGAAGUGAAUAGACUCCCCCAAUAUAAUUGGAUAAUUCUCCUCAGUUCAAAAACCUUGCUCCUCUGACUCCAAUAUUUUUACCACCUUUUGUCAACAGAACCACUGAAAGGAAGUUGAACAAUAAACAUGUUGCGUUUUCUCAUGAUGUGCUUUGUGAGCUUGGCCGUUAACAACUCCAGGGCAUUCUUGGAGAGUUGAUCACCUGCGCUCGGAUAGUGGCUUCAGUUAGAUCUGGCCAUUUGUGGAAGAAAGUCUGAACUGAGUAUGCUGUUUAGCAGCACCCACUGCCCAUGUUUGCAGUGUUGACAGAUUUGAUCAAAAAUAAACAAAAUGUAUCAAGAGUUUAUUGAUAGACCAGUCCAACAGCCCUCUCUUCCAGUCCCAGAUCCUCUCCUUUCAAUAAUUAACUGCCAUGAUUCUAUUCCCCGUGUUGCCUUGAUUAUGUGCACUUAAUGACACAGUAAACUACAAGGGGACAAUUGAAUUUAAAUAUCCCAGAAUGAAAGCUUGAAUUUCUUGCACGUGCCGACUGUGUACAGUGUGAUUUGGAGCUCCCUGCACACAGCACAAACUUACUCACAAAUCCAGAUUCAGAGAGCUGACGAAAAAUGCUACAGCUCUCACAAAAGGUACAGUGAGAGAUGUCGUCUUGAACCAUCAGAUUGGUGCAGUGACCUGUGUUUGUGAGUGAGUAUGAGGGUCAAUGGGUGAUUGGAGGCUGAAGCUGCCUCCACCCAGGAAUGGACCCCAGCAACAGGCUGGUGCAGGAAAUGUACAAAUGAACCUUGGCAGCAUGACAAAGGGGAGCAGCGGUUUCAAAGCAGCUCAGAACUAUCCAGAGGCAAUCCAGUUCAGACACAGAUGGAUGUAAUGUCAUUGUGGGUAAAUAAAAACAAUUUAACUUCUGUAUCUAACACUGGGCCCUACCUGUCCUAGGAGUGUUUGAUGUGAAUUAAUUUUAACUUGGCUAUCCCAAUGAUAAGUUGUCACAAUCAGAUUCCUGGGCCUAUUUUACUCUGGAUGAGCUUUCUGUUCUCAAACAAUUCGGAUUAUGAAAGCUAGGUGAAGGUGAGGUUCGAAUAGCCAGAAUGUGCCUGGGAACUGUUCCAUUCUCUCACACUGACUUAGCAAUAUCUGUGCGAGCAGGGAACGUCACCCUGCACUCAGAGCUGAUCAAUCUCACUCCCUUUCUCUUAAUUAAAUAGACAUUAAUUCUCCUUCCAUAUUUAAGUAGAGGAUUGUAAGCAAAGUGCCAGGGGGUCAGAAAUUGGGGUUGUUGACUUUCCCAUUGCUCUGUGCUAUCCCAGUCUCUGUCCCAGCUGUUGGUACAGGCGAUGGCUGAUUGUAGGUUUCUCAUUUUGAUGUCUGUCUGCCAGCUCCUGCAGGUACAGGGGAAUACUGGUCCUUGUACAGUCAGGCAAUCCAACAUAUAGCUAAUGGAAGCAGGUCUUCCUGUCACGCGUGUGCACACACACACACACACACACACACACAAACUGCAGCUCAGUAGUCACCACCCUCAACUACUACCUCCUCUGACAUUAACGUUUAUCCUGCCAAUCCCAGCUGUGUACCAGCUGGCACUGGCAAAGCUGUCAGCCUGAAUUAGGAACAUUGUCUGAUGAAAUAGAUCCUCACAAAUGCAUGUUAUUGUAACUUCUAAACGUCAACUGUUGGAGAACAGGGAGUUUCUCGAGAGCCCUGUAUUGAAGAGCAUUAAAGAGAAUUUUGACAGA
This is a messenger RNA of Rhincodon typus (whale shark), 2845 nucleotides long. RefSeq names its product collagen alpha-1(XVI) chain-like. The transcript has 5 exons. The coding region runs from base 91 to 720 and encodes 209 amino acids. NCBI's taxonomy places the organism in Eukaryota, Metazoa, Chordata, Chondrichthyes, Orectolobiformes, Rhincodontidae. The record is from RefSeq and is a predicted model, not a curated record.